UUUCUUUUCACUUUAUUAUUAUGCUAUUAAUUCAUGUGUAGCUCCACCUUGAUUGCUUUAUUAGUUAUGAAUUUACAAUUUAACUUAUUAUUUAUGUUCUAUAAAUUCUUUGUUUUCCUUAAUUUGUUUUGCUUCAGCGAGUUUCUAGUAAAAUAUUUAGAGAAUUACUUCUAAGACUAGGAACUAUUUCCUAAGCUAACUACAAAGCUAUGAAAGUCCGUUUCAUAGCCCACGUUUCAUAGCCCAUGCCCCUUAUAUUUCAUAACACCCUUCUUCCUCUAUUCUUGUUAUCUUCACUUUGCGACCCCUUAUAAAUUUUCCUCUAAAAAAAUUUAAUAAUUAUCGAUUAGGUUUUGUGAUAUGCUAAAGGAUUGGAUGGAUCUACCGAGGUAUAGCGAAGAGUAUAUCAAUGGUGUUAUUAGUUUCUUAGAAUUUGCAUACUCUGAGGGAGAACCGGAUGGACAACAAAUUCAAUGUCCUUGUAAGAGGUGUUGUAACAUUGAGUGGUAUAGAAGAGAUGUGGUAUUUGACCAUUUAGUAGCCGAUGGGUUUGUUAAGGGAUAUAGAACAUGGAUUAAUCACGGGGAAUGGACAAUCCCGAUGGUGGUUGAUGAUGACACGGAUGAUGAAGGUGCACGUGAUGACAUCGAAGGACUGCUUAAUGAUGCAUUUGGAGAUCAUGCUGAGAGUGUUACUGUAGGUCCAAAUGAAGAGGCUAAAAAGUUUUAUAAUUUAAUAGAUGGGGCAAGUCAAGAGUUAUACCCGGGCUGCAAGAAAUUUUCUACAUUAUCUUUUACCAUCCGCCUGUACUUGUUAAAGUGUUUGCACGGUUGGAGCAAUGCCUCCUUCACUUCCCUUCUAGAGCUAUUGAAAGAGGCAAUGCCUGAAAUUAACAUACCUCCAUCUUUCCAUAAGACGAAGGCUAUGAUAAGAGAUUUAGGUCUGGAUUAUAAAAAAAUUGAUGCUUGUCCUAAUGAUUGCCUCCUGUAUAGGAAAGAACUAAAGGAUGAAACACAAUGUCGUGUGUGUGGAACAUCUCGAUAUACUGAAAAUUCUAGUGAUAAUAGCGAGAACCAACCUCACAAGAAAGGUCGUCCUAUUCCUGCAAAGACGCUGAGAUACUUUCCUAUAAUUCCAAGACUUCAGAGAUUAUUUAUGUGCUCAAAAACGGCAGCUAGUCUGAGGUGGCAUGAUGAGGAGCGCGUUAAAGAUGGGACGUUAAAGCAUCCUGCUGAUGGCCUGGCAUGGAAGAACUUUGAUGAAAUGAAUGAAGAUUUUGCAAAAGAAUCACGCAAUAUUAGACUAGGCUUGUCAAGUGAUGGGUUCAACCCAUUUCGUAGCAUGAAUAUUUCAUGGAGCACGUGGCCCGUAAUGUUGAUGGUAUACAACUUGCCCCCGUGGAUGUGCAUGAAACCUGAAUAUUGUAUGCUUUCUUUGCUUAUUCCUGGGCCACAAUCACCUGGCAAAGAUAUUGACGUGUAUCUACAACCAUUGAUAGAAGACUUGAAGUUGUUGUGGGAAAUAGGGGUGGAAACUUAUGAUGCAUCAAAGAAUGAGAAUUUUCAAAUGCGAGCAGCUCUUUUGUGGACAAUCAAUGAUUUUCCUGCGUAUGCUAUGUUGUCUGGGUGGAGUACAAAGGGAAAAUUGGCUUGCCCUUGUUGCAACAAAAAUACCUCUUCUUUACAACUAAAACAUAGUCGGAAGACAGUUUAUAUGGACCAUCGUGUCUUUUUACCCAUGGAUCAUCCAUGGAGAACCAAUACAAGGUCUUUUAAUGGGAAGCAAGAAUUAAGACCCCCUCCACCUGUUAUAGAAGGAACGGAAAUUUUUGAGAUGCUACAAAAUGUUGAGAAUGUUUUUGGGAAGAAGCAAAGUACAUCAAAUAGUUUCUUAUGGAAUUGGAAAAAAAGAUCAAUUUUCUUUGAAUUGCCUUACUGGCACAAGAACCCACUGCGUCACAACUUAGAUGUCAUGCACAUAGAGAAGAACAUACUUGACAGUAUAAUUGGAACCCUUUUGGAUAUCCCAGGCAAGACAAAGGAUCAUCUGAAUGCUCGAUAUGACUUAAAAGAUUUGGGGAUCUGGAAAAAUCUUCAACCAAAGGAGGUGAAUAAUGGCAAGAGAACAAAGUUGGCAAAGGCAUGCUUUUCUAUGACUGCUGCAGAGAAGUCAAUUUUUUGUGGUGUUUUGAAGACAACAAAACUACCUGAUGGUAGUGCUUCGAAUAUAUCACGGUGUGUACAUCUAGGAGAAAGAAAAAUUUCUGGGUAUAAGACCCAUGAUGCUCAUUUUUUGUUACACUACUUACUACCAGUACCGAUUAAAAGCAUCAUUCCUGAUCACGUGGCCAUUCCGUUGAUUCGACUAAGUUCCUUUUUUCGUCGCUUAUGCAAAAAGUUAAUCACACUGGAAGAGAUAGAUCGACUGGAGUUAGAGAUUGUGGAAACAUUAUGCCACCUUGAGAGGAUCUUUCCCCCUAGUUUUUUUGACAUAAUGGUUCAUCUUCCCAUUCAUUUAGCAAAUGAGGUGAGAUUGGGUGGUCCGGUACAGUUUCGUUGGAUGUAUCCUCCAGAAAGGUACAUGUGUACAUUAAAGUCGUAUGUACGCAACAAAAGUCGCCCCGAAGGUUCUAUUGCAGAGGCAUAUCUGGCUGAAGAGUGCUUAACUUUCUGCUCAAGAUACUUGCAUGGAGGUGUGCGAACAAGACUUAAUAAGCGACCUCGGAAUGAUGAUGAUCCUAAUGACGACGAAGUUUUGCCUUCAAAGUUGUUUUCUAACAAAGGUCGUUCGUUAGGCGUGGGAAAUGGAGAACCAAUUAAUCUCGAUGACAUAUCAACUUCUCAAGCCCAUGUGUAUGUAUUAUACAAUUGUUUCCACAUCGCAUGGGGCCAAUCAAUUUCGGAAGAGUACGAGUGGCUCUGCGCGCGACAAAGGAAACAAAUGAGGAACCAAAAAGGUUUGAAAUGUUCCUUGCUACUCGAACAAGUCGGAAAAGGAAGGAAAUUGAUCAGGAAACACAAGAUGCAAUUGAUGAAUUCCAAAACCGCCAAGCUGCUGGUGAAACAGAUGAGGAAGCUUUUGAGUCUUUAUUUGGAAAAGAACAACCAGGUCAGGUUAGGUGCUAUGGAAGAUCUGUUACACGAAGAGACUUAAAAAAGCAUGCAAAAAUUUUUGAACUCAAGCAGCAGCACCAAGAGGAAGUCACAUCUUUGAAGGCUGAACUUGGAGACAUGAAGGCCAACCAGCAGCACCAAGAGGCUGACCUUCAUGGAUUGCGAAACAUGAUUAAGUUACUAGUUCAACAAUCUGAACCUGGAAUGAGGCCGGAAGAAAUUGAAGCUUUGUUACAAAAUGCCCAACACUCUCCAAUUGAUGCGAAUAGCGCUCAUGGAUCAACACAUAUUCCAAACAUAAAUAUGGAUAAUUCUGAAGAUGCGAGUAAAGAUUGAGAUGCUUAUCAUGAUGGUUUAUUGACAAAGAUGAAAAUUGAAAGACGAUGUAUGGUUGAUGAUGAUGAUGUCUUUUAUUAGAAGCUAAGAUACAUUUAUAUGAUAUAAUAUUUUGGUUUUUUCUAGUUUAUUAGUACUAAACUCUAAGUGUAUUAUAUGAGUAUACUUAUUCUACUUUGAGAUGUAUGAAUACUCAAAAUUAUGAU
This is a messenger RNA of Arachis duranensis, 3655 nucleotides long. RefSeq lists its product as uncharacterized. Bases 361 to 3153 code for a protein of 930 amino acids. The record is from RefSeq and is a predicted model, not a curated record. The transcript has 5 exons. Lineage: Eukaryota; Viridiplantae; Streptophyta; Magnoliopsida; Fabales; Fabaceae.